AUGCCGGCAAUUGUGGACCCGAAUGGAGUCAAGUGUACGUACCCCGACUGCAACCUGCACUUCGACACAGAGAAGGAUAUGAAGAGACACAAGAAACAUGACGACGACCAUGACUACUGCCACAAGUGCGAUGAGGACUUCAAGUCAUACGACGAUCUUGCGCAGCACAAGAUCUUCAGACCUGACAUGCACAACAAGGCUUGUCGCGUUUGUGGCCAAGAAUUCAAGUCCGAGUCUGGGUUGAAGCGCCACAUCGAACUGUCGCACAAGAUCGACCAGAAACUGACCUGUAUUGGAUGCCACAAGUCAUUCUACCGGGCAUGCCUGUUCAUCGAGCACCUCGAGUUCGGUUACUGCGACGUCAUCUCUGCUUCGCAGUUCCAAGGCCACAUCGUACACAAGCACCUAGUCACGGCGCUGCUGAAGGAUGGUUCUGCCUAUGCUCGUUUUCAGGCCAAACAAGCCAAGUUUGAAGCAGCCCAUGGUGACUUCGAAGAAGAAGGCGGCAUAUGUCUGGAUGAUCCGCUGGACAGAGAUGAGGAAAUCGAUGACGUGAAGUUCGCUGCUCUUCAACCUGAUGUCUCCAACGCGUUUCCUCCUCCUGCCGCCGCUGUUCCGUAUCCUCCGCUCCCUUCACAAGUUCGGGCUGCUAGCUACAGCAUCGGUGAGGCCGCUUCUACAAUCGGCGCUAAGUCGGUCAAUGAUGACGAUGGUACCAGCACUGUGGUCGGGCCUCGCAUUUCUGCUCCGCAUUCCGCCUACGGGAGCUCCACGUGCGCUGCGUCCACAUCAACUGGUCGUCAACUCAAGGUAUGGGGCGAUCGCAACGGCAAGACAGCUAGUAGCACCCUGUUCCCUAACGCUAAACCUACACCCGUGGCCAAAGAGUUCUCUAUCGCCGCGCAUGACGAGCAGAUGGAACGCGAACAUGGCAUCAAUAUCAUGAAGACGCGUUUCUGGGAUCCCUUGAGCAGCGACUGGAACCCAGAGCGCUUCUACGACUCUGUUAUCAACAAGUACAACUGUCCCUUCGUGUGCGAGCUCACGUUGGCUACACCUGCCGACCUCAAUAAGCACAUCAACAGCGAUCAUCGUCUUACUCGCAUGAAGUGCCCGUCAUGCCUCAAGUACUUCAAGUCAGCUACUGCACUGAUGGCACACUGCGAGAGUCGGGGGCCUAAGUGCCAGAUCAACAAGGCUGAUAACUUCAACAUCUUCCUGGACCGGCUCUCUGGUGGUUUCCUCGGCGUUGACGAGAAGAUUCGCCCUGAUCACCUCAAUAACCCCACUGUCAUGCUCACCAACCCCGAGACGGGCAGGAUGGAGCGCUACAAGCCUCCUGUUGCUUCAUAUCUGCAGUAUAUGGUCACCAAGCCUCCAGACUGGAAGGAGCCCGCCAAGGCUGGCGUUCAGAUAGGGUUUGCUAUGCAGCAGAGUCAGUGGUAGAAUGCUCGAAGCGACAGACUGGUAACAUCCUCCCGACUGCUACAUGGUGUGGUUGGGCUAUUGCAGUGGAUCGUGAAGGUUGACGAACUCGGCGUGUACGAGAUGAGCUAUGAGCGAGAAAGAAGCAUCGGUCUUACGAUAUGACGACAGACGGUCGGCAAAAGCAGGCACUCUGACGCUCACAGCUUUUCUUUGGCGUGCUUUUUUCUGCUCUGGCAGAUGGAAUGCCUGCUUGGGCAUCUGGCGCAGGGACGAUAGGCUCUGAGCCUCGUUGUCAAGGUCGAAGAGGAGGCCAUGCUGGUGCGGCUGUUCCAUAGCUGAACAGGAUUGUGUUUCUCAAGCUUCGUAUGUGUGCCUGUGAAGAUUGCGUGUACUAAUCUAUACUUGCUGUUGAAU
Messenger RNA from Macroventuria anomochaeta, 1842 nucleotides. RefSeq lists its product as uncharacterized. The transcript is spliced from 2 exons. Gene Ontology annotation, molecular function: chromatin insulator sequence binding. Gene Ontology annotation, cellular component: chromosome. The coding region runs from base 1 to 1446 and encodes 481 amino acids. Lineage: Eukaryota; Fungi; Ascomycota; Dothideomycetes; Pleosporales; Didymellaceae. The record is from RefSeq and is a predicted model, not a curated record. Gene Ontology annotation, biological process: regulation of transcription by RNA polymerase II.